Lepisosteus oculatus (spotted gar) is the source of this 3386-nucleotide messenger RNA. It is a transcript of the gene wnt4, whose product is annotated as wingless-type MMTV integration site family, member 4. NCBI's taxonomy places the organism in Eukaryota, Metazoa, Chordata, Actinopteri, Semionotiformes, Lepisosteidae. Gene Ontology annotation, molecular function: cytokine activity; frizzled binding. The record is from RefSeq and is a predicted model, not a curated record. Gene Ontology annotation, biological process: multicellular organism development; cell fate commitment; neuron differentiation. Gene Ontology annotation, cellular component: extracellular region.
UUGAACAUCCAAAACCUUCCCCCGUCUUCGUACCGCCCCUCCUAAAUCCGACAGGAGUUACUAAACUCGACAUUCAGUUUCACGUCUCGCACAGAGUCGCAUCUCUUGGGGUAUCAGUUACAACAACUUUCAUGCACAGAGUAAACAACCCGGAGGAAAGAUGGAAAAGGGAGCAAAGCCAACGAACGAAAGAGGAAGUUGAACAGGACCAGCAGCCCCGAGGAUUAAGCGAAGUCUGACCCACGCUGUGCAGUUUGGAACUCAUACACCACUAUAAUAUAGUCCUGAUAAGAGAAAGCUAAAAAAAAAAAAACACGAAUAAAGAAACACGCUCCGGAAUUCGAAUCUGUGGAGAAGUGUCAUUGAGACUGGGGUGCAUUUAGCAACGCUUGUUAUGAGGAGGUGAAGGGAACUGUCGCAGUUCGUAAAACGUCUGGUAUUCACUCGAGAGACCCAGAUGAUGGAUUAAUUGAGUUGAAAAAAAGAGCGACUGAUCUUCAUCGCCUGUCUGCCCGCAGUCAUCACUCAAAGUGCGAAAAAGACAACCAACCUAGCAGUGGAUUUUACCUUUUCUAAGCAGUUUUCACCCACUCGAGAUGACAUCGGAGUAUUUGCUAAGGUCUCUGCUGAUGCUAAUUCUAGCGCUGUUCUCCGCAAAUGCUAGCAACUGGCUGUACCUGGCCAAGCUCUCCUCAGUGGGCAGCAUCUCGGAGGAGGAGACCUGCGAGAAGCUGAAGGGGCUGAUCCAGAGGCAGGUGCAGAUCUGCAAGCGCAACGUGGAGGUGAUGGACUCAGUGCGGAGAGGGGCGCAGCUGGCCAUUGACGAGUGCCAGUACCAGUUCAGGAACCGGCGCUGGAACUGCUCCACCCUGGACACUCUGCCUGUUUUCGGGAAGGUGGUCACGCAGGGGACCCGGGAGGCCGCCUUCGUGUACGCCAUCUCCUCGGCGGGCGUGGCCUUCGCCGUGACCCGGGCCUGCAGCAGCGGGGAGCUGGAGAAGUGCGGGUGCGACCGCACUGUCCACGGCGUGAGCCCGGAGGGUUUUCAGUGGUCAGGCUGCUCUGACAAUAUUGCCUAUGGAGUGGCUUUUUCCCAAUCGUUUGUUGAUGUCCGGGAAAGAAGUAAAGGAUCAUCAUCAAGCCGGGCAUUGAUGAAUCUCCACAACAAUGAAGCCGGGAGAAAGGCCAUCCUGAAUAACAUGCGGGUGGAGUGUAAGUGCCACGGCGUGUCGGGCUCCUGCGAGGUGAAGACCUGCUGGAAGGCCAUGCCGCCCUUCCGCAAGGUGGGCAACGUGCUGAAGGAGAAGUUCGACGGGGCCACCGAGGUGGAGCAGCGCAAGAUCGGCACCACCAAGGUGCUGGUGCCCAAGAACUCGCAGUUCAAGCCCCACACCGACGAGGACCUGGUGUACCUGGACUCCAGCCCGGACUUCUGCGACCACGACCUGAAGAAUGGGGUGCUGGGGACCGCCGGGCGGCACUGCAACAAGACCUCCAAGGCCAUCGACGGGUGCGAGCUGAUGUGCUGCGGCCGGGGCUUCCACACGGAGGAGGUGGAGGUGGUGGACAGGUGUAGCUGCAAGUUCCACUGGUGCUGCUACGUCAAGUGCAAGCAGUGCCGGAAACAGGUGGAGCUGCACACGUGCCGGUGACUGGGGGGGACUGGGGCUUCACCAGGGUGUGAGCCGGACUGGACAGGAGGAGUCCCCCCGCGAUCCCAGCCAGGAAGAGCCGUAGAAAAAACAUGUGUACACGGGGAGUAAAAAUAUAUAUAUUUUCUAAUUUAAAAGUCCCAAAGGAUUGUCGGUUUUAUUUUUUUUAUGUUGUCUUUAAUUUAUUGGGAUUAAGGUGGGAGAGGAACUUAAGGUACCGUCGCUGCUGAGAGAGGGGUGAUGAUUUCGCAGGGGGGGGAAGGGGCAGGAGCGGUACUUAUCUCUCUGUUACUGAUGCUGCUUUUGGGACCCGUUUGGGAGAGAAGGACUCCGGGGGAAGUGGGGUGGGGGGGGAGCCAAGGAGGACAGGCCAUUGAGGAAACUCACGGUUUGUGGGCCGAGUGUACAUUUUCAUCGAGACGCAGAAGAAAGGUACACAAGGUGGACACGGCCUUUGGAAAUUUUCUGAACAGCGUGGCGCUGCUGAACUGGAGAAAUGAGUACGGAACAAUGUAAAGAAUAUUUACCGUCUUCCACACUUCACAGAGUCUUUCUUCCUUCUUCAGAAAUGACACAAUACUCAGACAUUAAGUGGCUUUUUCUACAGCAAGGACUACUGUGUCAGUUCCACAGCUAUUUCACUGUAGUUGGUUUAAGCUGACAAAGGAAAAUAAAUGUACCAAAUGCUUAAGAUCCUUCAGUCGUUUUAUCUGUCUGGAUGUGUGAAUUCUGGUAGCAAUCAGAGCAUUGCUCCUCUCAGUGGCAGAAAGAAGGAAGUCUUCACUUGAAAGUGGAGGGAUUGGAGUUGAAACGCUGUAUACAAUAACUGAGGCACUUUUCCUUUUCCAGACGCACAUACCCCAACAAAAUCUCCCGUGUUCUUUUAACAUUGUCAGUUCCAGUAAUGUGGGGAGGAGUGACUUCAUUAUUUAUGGCGACAUGUAUGACAACCAGAAUUCCAUAAUUUCUCUAGUAAAUUUUUACAUUAUACUGUUAAAAAUAGCUCUGUAAAAGAAUUAUACACUGAAGAAGCCUAUAUUACAUAUGAAUGUAUGUUAAAUUGAAAUAUAUGUUGUGUCGAAAAAAAAUUGUUGUCGUAUUUCCUUGAAUUUCAGCUGUGACAAGAGUGACUGUGGGCUAAUAGUGAAACAGAGUACUUUAUCCAUCUUUGUAACUAUAUCCUGUUGUGUCUUGUUUGACUGUUGUUUCUGCUUUCUGCUUUGACUAUUCUUUAUAAUAUUUUAUUGCCCAUGCAAGAACACUUUUAAGAAGCUGGGUGUCUAUUGAUGAUUUAUCCAUUAUGACUCAUUGUAGCUGAACCUCCUGGUUUUCUCUUCUUCAUGUAUUGCUGCAGGAAUAAUUGCGACUCACCAGUGACUGAUUCCACUUUGCAUCCCAACUCUCUUUAAAUCAUUUGUAGAUUCCUUGCUUUUUUUAGUGCUUUUCUUCCCGGAGGAUGUUAAUCCUCUUUACGCACAGAGGAGGUGAUCCACUGAAGUGCAGGGCCCACCUGGGAGACAAGCUGAUCAGGCAGGAAAGAGAGCACGUGCUUUACAGAUUCAAUUAAAGGGCAGAUGGUGUGAUCCUAGAGUGUAAUAUAGCCAGGACACUGGGAUCAAACUGUGAUAUGUGCUCUGGCAUCUUUCAUGACCAAGUAGUCAGAAUUUCUCUUGGUUCUUCAGAAGGAUAGCACCUCCUACAACAGAGUGUAAAAUUAAGAGUUGAAUAAUCUAU